Molecule: messenger RNA, 951 nt
Organism: Aplosporella prunicola CBS 121167
Lineage: Eukaryota; Fungi; Ascomycota; Dothideomycetes; Botryosphaeriales; Aplosporellaceae
Exons: 2
Coding region: 1-900 (299 amino acids)
Source: RefSeq, a predicted model, not a curated record
AUGCCCCCCCUCAAACCCCCCAUCUCCCUCCCCUUCCCCCCCAUCCCCCCCAACAGCACCACCCCCCUCGCCCCCUUCCCCUGGUACUUUUCCGCCCUCCCGCCCGCACCACCCAACAAUGUCGACGGCGGCAACGGUGCCAACGGUGCUAACGGUGCCAACGACGCCAACGACGCGGCAAGAAUUGAUAGCAUUCUCAAUGGCGGCAAAUCCAACACGCCCUCCCCCCAGCCGACUAGUCCGUCGCAUAGUCCCCUUCCUAAAGCCAAAGCCAAAGCCGAAGCUAAAGCUGAAGGCACGGCCACGGACCCGUACCGCGCUGGCGACCGCCGGCCCCGUGGUGACGAUGCAGAUGACGACGAGGAGGCGGCGAUCGGCACGCCAGCGCCCAAGAAGAAGCGCGUGGGCAAUGCUGAUGUAGAGAUGGUUGACGCUGACGCCGUUCCUCUGCCCCUUCACAACCACAACACCGCCAACACCAACACGCCCUCACCCUUAUCCGCAGCACCCGGCGCGUCCAGCGCGCACACACACACACAUCCACUUAGCCAGCGGGUGCUGCUGCCGCUCCCGCCCUCGCGCAUCCCGCUGACGCUGCCGCGGCGACGCCUGCCGGCAAGAGCGCCGUUCUAUGCGCCUCGUGCGCGAGGGCAGGAGACAGUGCAGGCAGUGGAAGAGCGCAAGGCGUUCGUUCCGCCGCCGACGCCGGUGGGUGCCCGCCACGGUACGCACCCGGCGCGUCCUUCCCGCCCGGGACCGCGACCGCAGAACGCCGGCGCAGCAGACGGCGCGCACGCGCGUUCUGGUACAUCCCCUCCCCCGCAGCGCGCGCGCUGGGCCUGCGCUGCGGAUGUGGGCGAGGCGUGUGCGGCGAGGGCGUCGUGGUGCAUGCGCGUGUGAGUGGGGAGCUGGAGGGAUGGAAGGGGUGGGUGGCGAGGAGGGGAGGGGGGG